Oncorhynchus masou masou (cherry salmon) is the source of this 1846-nucleotide messenger RNA. RefSeq lists its product as uncharacterized. The coding region runs from base 99 to 1037 and encodes 312 amino acids. The record is from RefSeq and is a predicted model, not a curated record. Lineage: Eukaryota; Metazoa; Chordata; Actinopteri; Salmoniformes; Salmonidae. The transcript is spliced from 4 exons.
GUCAAGAUUAUAACUUUUCAGAGUUAAGAUCAGAGAGGACACAUUUGCUGAGAACCAAGAGUUGGGCUACAAGACAUUGCAGACUACCAGGAGUUGAAAUGGGUCUUCCAGCCGGGCUGUUAGAGUUCUUGGGGCCAGUAGGGUGGGGGGCAGCAGCGCUGGUAGGGGUGGUUAUAGUGAUUCAAGUGGUUAAAAAGAACAGAGAGGAGAAACGUUCUAUUUCUCCAGGAACUCACAAGUGUUUUGGUGACGAGAGAACACGGUUGAAGGAGGAAAAGUCUAAUGAAGCUUCUGGAAGAACUGGAAACUCUAGGAAGAAUAGAGUAGAGCCAUGCCGUCAUGACGAACAUGAGGAUGACAUAAUAAAAGGUUACGGCCUUGGACAUGUUCACAAAUAUAAAGAUGACAAAAAAUUUCGACCAUCUUGGUGUGAUAAGGAGAAUGAAGGCAUUACAGAGGCAGACCAUAUUCCACCUAAAGAUUCUCUGAGGAAGGCCCUAAACAAUGGACGACUGGAUCGUCUCCUACAAGUGAAUCCAAGCCUUCAUGAGAUGAUCAUGAGCCUUGUUAAUGACCCAACUGGACAGAAACUAUUAACCAUGAGGGUUCUUUACCAGGACCACAGAGAUGCUCUGACCACUGGUAGCAGCAAAGAAUCUAAAAUAAGCAGGUGGAUUUUGACACAAACAAUGCUAAGCGGAAAAGAUGAUUGUGCAGUAAAAAUGCUGGAGCAAGCUUUUAUCAUGGGUCAUCCUAUAGCUUCCCAGAUGCUCAGACAUGAUGCUGGAUUGGUUGACGCCGCACUACGUACCGAGGGUAAAGUUGACAUGUCUAAUGAAGGCACAAGGAGCUACUACAGAUAUGGCUACACUGACCUGGUCGAUGAAUAUCUCUACAAGGGGAUAAUCAACGAGGGUCAAGCAAGAGACCUCAAAAUAUGGGUGAAAAGAGAGAUGCACCUGGACCGGGAUACCCCAGAGUAUAAGGAGAUCCUUGAAGACAUUCAUGAUUUCUAUGACUGUUUUCAUAUGUUGUAGGCUUACUCUUAAAGCAGUAUCCAAGGGGAAAGAAUCAAAAGUAUACCUUCCAUCACUUAUCGAUCAUAUUUUGGAGUAGCCUACAAUUUCAUGAAUUUCAUGUUGAUAAUCUCAUCUUAUAAUUAUAAUGUUUUGCUUUACAACAUGAUUGGUUGAUCCACAGAUGUUGCAAUCUCUAUUGCACUCCACACUGCCCUUUCCCACCUGGACGAAAGGAACAUCUAUGUGAGAAUGCUGUUCAUUGACUACAGCUCAGCGUUCAACACCAUAGUACCCUCAAAGCUCAUCACCAAGCGAAGGAUCCUGGAACUAAACACCUCCCUCUGCAACUGGAUCCUGGACUUCCUGACAGGCCGCCCCCAGGUGGUGAGGAUCGGUAGCAACACAUCUGCCACGCUGAUCCUCAACACUGGAGCUCCCCAGGGGUGCGUGCUCAGUCCCCUCCUGUACUCCCUGUUCACCCACGACUGCAUGGCCAGGCACGACUCCAACACCAUCAUUAAGUUUGCUGAUGACACAACAGUGGUAGGCCUGAUCACCGACAACGACGAGACAGUCUAUAGGGAGGAGGUCAGAGACCUGGCCGGGUGGUGCCAGAAUAACAACCUAUCCUUCUAUGUAACCAAGACUAAGUAGAUGAUUGUGGACUACAGGAAAAGGAGCACCGAGCACGCCCCCAUUCUCAUCGACGGGGCUGUAGUGGAGCAGGUUGAGAGCUUCAAGUUCUUGGGUGUCCACAUCAACAACAAACUAGAUUGGACCAAAUACACCAAGACAGUCGUGAAGAGGGCACGACAAAGCCUAUUCCC